AUGCCGUCAACCACCGCAGAAACACUGUCACUCGUCAACAGGAACGUAUCAGUAGCGCCGUUAGUGCUGCUCUCGGCGACAGAUCACUACGCCCGCUCAGCAAAGGGCACGCGCAAGCGAGUUGUCGGUGUCCUGCUGGGUCAGAAUGAUGGAAAGAACGUGAGAGUAUCAAACAGUUUCGCUGUACCAUUCGAGGAAGAUGAGAAGGACCCGUCCGUGUGGUUCCUCGACCACAACUACAUCGAAUCUAUGAACGACAUGUUCAAGAAGGUCAACGCCCGCGAGAAGCUGAUCGGAUGGUACCACACCGGCCCCAAGUUGCGCGCCUCAGAUCUGGAGAUCAACGAGCUCUUCAAGCGCUACACACCUAACCCCCUCCUUGUCAUCAUUGACGUUCAGCCCAAGGACGUUGGCGUACCAACCGAUGCUUACUUUGCUGUUGACGAGAUCAAGGACGACGGAACCACAACCGCAAAGACAUUCGUCCACACACCCUCUACCAUCGAAGCCGAAGAAGCAGAAGAAAUUGGAGUUGAGCACUUGCUCCGUGAUAUUCGUGAUGUUGCCGUCGGUACCCUCUCGACUCGUGUGACAUCGCAAUUGCAGUCGCUACAAGGCCUGCACCACCGUCUGCAAGACAUCGGCAGAUAUCUCGACAAGGUUGUUGAUGAAGAGCUUCCGGUCAACCAUGCAAUUCUCGGUAACCUCCAGGACGUCUUCAAUCUUCUUCCCAACCUCUCGACUCCCAAGACCGCAGGCCCCAUCGGUCUCGCCGGUCCUCAGGCAGCCGGCGACUCGGAGCUUGCCCGCGCCAUGAGCAUCAAGACCAACGACCAGCUUAUGUCCAUCUACCUCGGCAGUUUGAUUCGCGCCAUCACCGCCUUCCACGAUCUUAUCGAGAACAAGGUUCAGAACAAGCAACAAGCUGAUGACAAGGAGCAAAAGAAUGAAGAGGACAAGACGAAAGAGACCAUCAAGAAGACUGAGAACCUUGCGCUGAAUGGCGAUGCUCCGGCUGAGGACGACAAGUCCAAGAGCCCCAAGGACGACAAGAAGAAGGGAUGA
Messenger RNA from Aureobasidium namibiae CBS 147.97, 1065 nucleotides. RefSeq names its product putative 26S proteasome regulatory particle subunit Rpn8. Gene Ontology annotation, cellular component: proteasome regulatory particle; proteasome complex. Lineage: Eukaryota; Fungi; Ascomycota; Dothideomycetes; Dothideales; Saccotheciaceae. The record is from RefSeq and is a predicted model, not a curated record. Gene Ontology annotation, biological process: proteasome-mediated ubiquitin-dependent protein catabolic process. Gene Ontology annotation, molecular function: metallopeptidase activity; protein binding. The transcript has 3 exons. The coding region runs from base 1 to 1065 and encodes 354 amino acids.